This is a messenger RNA of Sporothrix schenckii 1099-18, 276 nucleotides long. RefSeq lists its product as uncharacterized. The transcript has a single exon. Lineage: Eukaryota; Fungi; Ascomycota; Sordariomycetes; Ophiostomatales; Ophiostomataceae. The record is from RefSeq and is a predicted model, not a curated record. The coding region runs from base 1 to 276 and encodes 91 amino acids.
AUGCAGGUCGAUAUGCAGCUUUCCGAGCCCGAGCAUGGUCGAGGCCAGACAUUCAGCAUUGGGACAUACCAGAUGGAAAGGUGGACACGGCCAAGCCGAUACGGUGGGACAGCAGAAUAUAUGACGUACGACAGACGAUGCGGCAUGCAACGUACAAGCAACUCACAAGCGUGGAGUUUGGCAUAUGCACGCAUCCGUCUGCUGGGACGGGCGGGAAUGAGUCUUGUGCACAAGUGGCCAUCGGAAUGCAACGACUACGAACCCGACGGGGAAUAA